Molecule: messenger RNA, 1362 nt
Organism: Megalops cyprinoides (Indo-Pacific tarpon)
Lineage: Eukaryota; Metazoa; Chordata; Actinopteri; Elopiformes; Megalopidae
Gene: ccdc24
Product: coiled-coil domain containing 24
Exons: 8
Coding region: 1-1362 (453 amino acids)
Source: RefSeq, a predicted model, not a curated record
AUGGCUUAUCAACUCGAUGAUGCGAAUAGGGACUUGGUGGAGAGUUAUGAACUCACACCGUCAGCGUGGUGUCUUGUGAAAGAGCAUGUCCCAACGUCGGAACUCCCAGAGAUCAGGGAAGUCCUCGGGGGUGCGUUGGUUGACUUGUGCACAGAGACGUACUCGGAGGUGGAGAUGUGGGUGCAGAUCUGGAGGGAGGUUUGCUGUAAACGGGGCGGUACCCCCAAACCCCCCCGGGCCACCCUGGCCGACCCCCCCGUGGUCAAAGAGCUGCUGAAGGCGGAGAUCCGGCUGCUGUUGCUCACGGUGCGAGAGAGAGCGGCCAGAGAGGGCAGGGACAGCAAUGCGGCCCUGUUUCAGUACAGUCCUGUGGUGGUAAGCUACGCAAUGCACAGCGGCGAGUCUGACGGCACGCAAGGCGGCAGCAGCCAAACCAAUGGGCAGGAAGACUACAGCAGGCCUCAGUCUGCCCAAAGCCAACAGGAAGUGAGGGCCUCCUCCAGACUCUCCUCCGGCUCCAGCUGCGAGGACGACAUCAAGGCCGUGAAACACAAACUGAACGUCACGCACAUCGACGAGGUCGUGGCCCACCUGAAAUCCGUGCUGACUGAAGAUUGUGAAGCUAUGAAGAGAGAAAUUCAGUUUUUGCAGGAGUGUGUGGAGCGGAAGUCCCGUAACCAUGGCGAAGACCCGGUGCAGGAGCCGACAGUGCUGGAGCUGAAAGAAGAGAGGAAACUCAUUCAGAUGGACCUGGCAAAGGACUCUCUGCACUGUCAUCCCACUGGCACAUCACCCGCAAAGAGCAGUGUGCAGGGAGGUCUCAGACUCUGCCGAAUGCCGGUUCUGCCGAGUCCCCCCCCGGCAGGAACGACUCGCCCCCCCGGCUCUACACUGCGCAGCCCCCGCCUCUGCCAGGAGUCUCCUCUCCGCUGCGGCAGCGAGUCACUGCGGAGGAACAGUGACACCAGCAGGCCAGCGCCUCUCCCGGAGAAAGACACUCUGCCUUCUGGUGGCUUUGCAGUAUCGGUGAUCACCAUGUCGGCAGGACCGGGCUGCCGCACAGACGCUGGACUCAGCCCUCACUCCGACGGGGUGGAUGCCGUACCCAGGGGCGGCUUCUGUCCCGAUGCAGAUGGGACGUCAAAUUCCAACCCCAGCCUGGUGAAACAGUCUGUCUACCAGCACCCUGUGACCAGCUGCAUCACACAGCCACGCCCUCCCGAGCGCACACACACCCACGAUGACGUCACUGUCCCCAGACUCAUACCUGCUCCACCUACAGUGCAGAAACCAGCCACCAGAGGGCAGUCUGUCACCAGACGCCUCCGUCUACCACAGGAGGCGCUGGUCAGCCCCACCUGA